Capronia coronata CBS 617.96 is the source of this 423-nucleotide messenger RNA. RefSeq lists its product as uncharacterized. Bases 1 to 423 code for a protein of 140 amino acids. The record is from RefSeq and is a predicted model, not a curated record. NCBI's taxonomy places the organism in Eukaryota, Fungi, Ascomycota, Eurotiomycetes, Chaetothyriales, Herpotrichiellaceae. The transcript has 2 exons. Gene Ontology annotation, biological process: protein insertion into mitochondrial outer membrane; mitochondrial outer membrane translocase complex assembly. Gene Ontology annotation, cellular component: mitochondrial outer membrane.
AUGGCUUCACGAUCCGAACAGUCACCCUCUCCACCCCAUGAUCUCUCUGCGUCUCAAUUGACCAUUCCCUCCGACUCCGAAGCAUAUUCCUCAUUAUCUCCCCCUUCUUCUUCGCCGCCUCAAUCCUCAGACAACAACGGAACUCAACCGGUGAUAAUAUAUCAACCUCCCACAAUCUGGGGGAUCUUAAGAGGAGCUGCCAUAAAUCUUCUAUUGCCCUUUGUCAAUGGCAUGAUGUUAGGUUUUGGUGAACUCCUGGCUCAUGAGUUUGCCUUCCGGUUAGGUUGGAACGGGACAAAUGUAUGGCCCCGUCACCGGAGCUCUCAUUCGAUCGGACCGGGAGUCGAGGUGAGGGAUGACCCGGUCGGACGCAGAAGACGGAAUGUAUCAGACGAUACAGCCGCCGCGGCUUCACUGGAGUAA